AUGUCAACCGAAAAUGACCCACACGCGCCCCUCCUCCGCCCUCGCCAAGACCCUCCGACCUCCCCAACCGCCCGCCAAACCACCCUGGCCGUCCUCCUCGGCCGAGCCACUGGCCGCCGCGGGCCGUCCAUGCUGGUAAGAGAAACUGCGGCUCGUCAGCUGGAUGAGAGACGCGCCGAUUGGGGUUACUCCAAGCCGGUGGUGGCAUUAGACAUGCUAUGGAAUGCAGCGUUCGUGGUGGUGUCGAUAACGAUGCUGGUGGUGACGCUGAAGGAGAGGCCGAACACACCCAUAAGGAUAUGGAUCUGUGGGUAUGCGUUGCAGUGUUUGGUGCAUGUCGUUUUGGUGUGGUUGGAGUAUAGGAGAAGGAACACGAGGAGGGGAAGAGAUACGGAGAGCCAACAGCAGUCAAUUGAGGGAGAGAAUGUUGCUGAGAGUGAAUAUGAAUAUGGUGAUGAACAUGAUAUGGCAUCUGCACCUAGAUCAAGUAUCACUAAAAGAUGUGAAUCAGUGAAUACCAUGGUGUCAUUUCUCUGGUGGAUAAUUGGCUUUUAUUGGGUAGUCUCUGGUGGCAAUGCCCUUAUGCAAAAUGCUCCGGGUUUGUACUGGCUGGCCGUGGUUUUUCUCGCAUUUGAUGUGUUCUUUGCGAUCUUUUGUGUUGUUUUGGCAUGUCUGAUUGGGAUCGCUCUCUGUUGCUGCUUGCCAUGCAUUAUUGCGAUUCUUUACGCUGUUGCAGGGCAGGAAGGUGCAUCAGAAGCAGAUCUCAGUAUGCUGCCCAAAUACAAAUAUCAAGUAAUGCGCAAUGAGGAAAAGCCCAGUGUUGGGGCAGGGAAAAUGGUGCCUGUGGAAACAACCAGUGAAUACUUGGCAACUGAGCGUAUACUUUUACCUGAGGAUGCAGAAUGCUGUAUAUGUCUCAGCGCAUAUGAGGAUGGAGCAGAACUCCAUACACUCCCUUGCAACCAUCAUUUCCAUGCUACGUGCAUCGUGAAAUGGCUUAAGAUGAAUGCAACAUGUCCUCUCUGCAAGUUCAACAUUCUCAAGGGAAAUGAGCAGAAGAUACCAAGGCAGAAGGAAAGAAUUCUCCAAAUUUCUGCGAAUACAAGUUAUAGCAUUCAGUCAACAGCGUUUCAGUAG
Molecule: messenger RNA, 1137 nt
Organism: Dovyalis caffra
Lineage: Eukaryota; Viridiplantae; Streptophyta; Magnoliopsida; Malpighiales; Salicaceae
Source: the annotation of a GenBank genome assembly